Messenger RNA from Lytechinus variegatus (green sea urchin), 1658 nucleotides. RefSeq names its product 34 kDa spicule matrix protein-like. Lineage: Eukaryota; Metazoa; Echinodermata; Echinoidea; Temnopleuroida; Toxopneustidae. The record is from RefSeq and is a predicted model, not a curated record. The transcript has a single exon. Bases 134 to 1204 code for a protein of 356 amino acids.
GGGUUCCGUGCUUCGUUCAUUUCAUUCGAGCUAAACCUUCAGUCAGAGUAAGAGCUUUGGACAAAGUUGUGUGCUGGAAUCUCUUAAAAAGCAAAGGACAAGAAAUAAAUAGGCUUUCUGAUUUGAAUCCAAAAUGGAGGCAGCGCUCCGUUUUGCCUGCUUGGUUGCAGGUUUAAUAGCCGUCCAGGCCCAGUGUCCGCCAUCAUGGACGAAGGUGGAGAACAGCUGUUACCGUGCUUUUGGUGGCAAGAGGACCUAUGACAUGGCCUCGCAGAUGUGCAAGGAGUUCGUAGGAUGCGACGGAAUUUCUCCCGGUCACCUGGCUUGCCCAACAACUUUCGAGGAACGCAGAGUAGUCCGAAAGCUCAGGUUUGACCUGUUACAACCUCUCCGUGGAAACAGGAUAGGAGAAGGCCAAAGGCUCCGUCCGCAAAAUGUCUGGCUAGGUUUCCGCCUAGGACAAGGUAGGAACUCAACUUGGGACAGUACAGAAGUUUAUGACAAUGCCCUCCUUGACGAGCACUGGGGACCAAACAGACCAAUGAUGCCAGGACAGAGGCCAGGAGGACAACAACCUCGACAAACCUUUGACCCGACCAACUUCCGCUGGAACGGCCGCUGUAUGACGCUUCCGGGUCAAAUGCAGAUGAAUGGAGGUACAACGAAGUGGGGCCAUCAAGCAUGCAACAUGGCAGCUGCUUUUAUUUGUGAGAUUUCACCGGCAGGUACCGUCAACCCUAAUAUCAACACUGGAGGAAGAGGAGGCUUCAAUGAAUCAACUGGAAUGGGACCAGGUAUGCCUGGUGGUGGACGUGGCGGUUGGGGACAAGGAGGUCAAGGAGGUCAAGGAGGAUGGGGUGCAGGAGCAGGAGCCGGUCAGGGAGGCUGGGGAAAUCAGAAUCCAAAUCAAGGUGGAGGGCGUUGGAACCCCAACCAAGGCGCCGGCGGUGGACGAUGGAAUCCUAACCAAGGUCAAGGAGGUGGAUGGAAUCCCAACCAAGGUGCAGGAGCAGGAUGGAAUCCCAACCAAGGAGCAGGAGGUGGACGAUGGAACCCAAAUCAAGGUCAAGGUGGUGCUGGAGGAUGGAAUCCACAAAGACCUGGGGCAGGAGGCUGGAACCCCCAGAACCCCAACCAAGGUGGUGGCCGAUGGCCGCAACAACCCAGGAUGUACCAACAAGCACAAGCUAUAGCUAUGCCAUGAAAAGACUAACUUAAACUCUUUGACCUAUAAGCCUGGUACACCCACCACAUACAUUUAACUUAACUUUUUCUAAAGCGUAUGAUCCUUGAUAUGCGACUUACGGAAAUGGGAAAUGAUGUUCGAAUCUACAUAUGAACUGCCAUAAGUCUUUCAUACCGUUGAAAAUGAACUGAUGACAUUCGGAACCUCACUGGAAACCACUAGAUUUAGCGAAACACUCUCCAAAGUAAAGAACCGAAAUCAGUCUAGCGCCACCAUGUGUUGGACAAUUCAUAAGUCGGAAAAACUUUCACUCGUAGGAAUGGACUUGUAUUUGGUGACUCAUGUUUGAUAUUUUUUGUCAGACCCAUCAGAUUAUUUUUGUUUCAAACAGGAUGUAUAAUUUGUAAAAUAUUGGAAAGUGUGUUUCAUGUUUGAUGAAUUCUUAAUUAAAUUAGAUUUCAACGAAAAUGUA